UGUCCCGGAAGUCAUAAGGCGGGGCUUAAAAGUUUCAUCCACAGCGCGGGAGAUUUCUUCCUGUUCCGUGAAUGUCACGUGUCCCUCUCUGGCGCUGCUAAGCUACGGUUCAGCUAACAGCCAGCAGCCUACAGCCCAGAGAGAGAACCAGACUGUGAGGGUCCAGCACCGGAAGACUAUGGCCGAACAUGAGGAGCAGAGAGCCGCUCCUCUGAACGGCGACACAACCAGGAAGAGGGAAGACUAUCUGGAAUGGCCAGAGUACUUCAUGGCUGUAGCCUUUCUGUCAGCGCAGAGGAGCAAAGACCCAAGCUCACAGGUGGGGGCGUGUAUCGUGAACCAGGAGAACAAGAUAGUUGGCAUUGGUUACAAUGGCAUGCCAAACGGCUGUGACGAUGACCUGCUGCCGUGGUCCCGCUCUGCUGACGACCGUCUGAACACCAAGUACCCUUAUGGGAUCAAUAAAGUGUGUCACGCAGAGCUCAACGCCAUCAUGAACAAGAACAGCGCUGAUGUGAAGGGCUGCUCCAUGUACGUGGCUCUGUUCCCCUGCAACGAGUGUGCCAAGCUGAUCAUCCAGUCUGGUAUUAAGGAAGUGGUCUAUCUUUCUGAUAAGUACCAUGACACACCGGAGAUGACCGCCUCCAGAAGGCUGAUGGGUUUGGCAGGCAUACAAUACAGGCAGUUCAAGCCCAAGAGGACUCAGAUUGUCAUUGAUUUUAAUUCCAUUAACCACGCUGGAAUGCUGAACAGUGCUACCAAGUGAAAAAGCAAAAGGCUCACCUUGGGGAGCUCCUGAAUGAGGCAAGGAAGAAGAGGGAGUCUGACGAAAUUGAAAGGGACUUUGAUGCCUUUUUUCUUGCCCCCAGCUUUGUCCAAAGGAAACCUGAAGGAUACCUCGACUUUGGCAUCUUUUUGAUAUUUUGAUUAACCGGAUACUCAAGAUAGUUUAAUUUGAUGCUCAUCCUUUGUGGAUGUGUGUAGCAGAAGGACUUUCAAUGCUGUUUUCACACUUUCUUCUUUUGAACUCCCUUUGGGUUUGGGCAUACACAAGGACAUACACUUUCUUUAGUGUUUCCUUUCAAAUCUUUAGUGUUGUCAAUCAGAUCUUGUCAUGGCUGCCUGCACAAGGGCAAACCAACAGUCCUUCAGACAAGGUUCCAGAUUAGUAUAAUGUCGCCUUGACAUUCACUCUACUCCACUCUACUGCCAAGUCAAAUAUGAAACCUUAAAGCAAACCUCUAAAAAGGAUUCUCUGCAGCUCCCAGGAGGCUUUGGCAGCAGGCCAAUGAUCUGGUAGCUGUAUUUCCAAUAACAUAUUUUAUUCAAUAACAAAAUAAAACCACUUUUCCAGAUUGCACGGAUAGAUGGAGCUGCUUUGUGCAUGCCCUAAUUAUUCUAAUAUUAACACGGUCCUUCUUUGCUCAUGAGAUCCCAUCUCUUCAAUGAAUGCAUGAAUCUCAACACUGAAUAUGUUAGUGUGCGUUUUUUUUUGUUUUUUUUAAUAUAGUCGGGAUGUAGAGGGAUAUGAAUCUUUGUUUUCUGAAAGAUGUUGCUCUCUUCUUUUAUAACAUGUUUUUUUAAUUUUAAAUGUCUUUCCAUUUUAUAUUGUAACACAAGUCUGCAGAUGCUCUAUAACAAUGUAUUUGUGAUGUUUCUUUCCUGGUACCAAAAAACAUGUCUUUCCUAUGGGUCAUAAUAUUGUAGAUGAAAACUAACAUGCUGUUAACUUUGGAAGCUAAUGUUUGUCUUCAUAACAUUCUGUGUCUGUACCUUCAUUCCUUGUCAGCUCUCAGUUGAAGUAAAUAAAACAUUUGGACGGCAUGAUC
This is a messenger RNA of Gymnodraco acuticeps, 1829 nucleotides long. RefSeq names its product dCMP deaminase (gene dctd). The transcript has 7 exons. Gene Ontology annotation, cellular component: cytoplasm. The coding region runs from base 179 to 766 and encodes 195 amino acids. Gene Ontology annotation, biological process: dUMP biosynthetic process; dTMP biosynthetic process. The record is from RefSeq and is a predicted model, not a curated record. Gene Ontology annotation, molecular function: zinc ion binding; dCMP deaminase activity. Lineage: Eukaryota; Metazoa; Chordata; Actinopteri; Perciformes; Bathydraconidae.